Messenger RNA from Nylanderia fulva, 1856 nucleotides. RefSeq lists its product as uncharacterized. Lineage: Eukaryota; Metazoa; Arthropoda; Insecta; Hymenoptera; Formicidae. The record is from RefSeq and is a predicted model, not a curated record.
GUAUAUAACAUAUACAUAUUGUAUGUAUAUGUAUAUAUAUACAUACAUGUAACUAACGCCCAUAAUUUUGUUUUGUGUAAGUUGAAUCUUUACAUAAUCCAUGCCUUUGUUAUUUGUUGAUUGUAAAAAAUGAGAUGAUAAGAGAGACAGAGAGAUACAGAGAAGUAAGAAAAAGGAAAAAGGAAUGUGUUAUGUAAGUAAAAGGAGGAAAAAUCUAUUUGUGAAUUAUUUGACUUGUCAAAUAUUGUGUGUGUAUGUAUGUGUUUGUGUAUAUACAUUUAUAUAUAUAUAUAUAUACACACACAGAUAUAUACAUAUUAUCAUGUGCGGUAUUCACCUAGUUGUAUAUUUUAAUGCCCAUAUGAAUAUAUAUUAUAUAUUGUAUACAAUGCAUAUGUGCAUACACAUGUAUAUUGGAAACUUAUAGCUAAUUGACUUAUAUAUGUAUAUGUAUGUAUGUAUAUAUAUAUACACACACCCAGUCCAGUCUUCACGAUCCUGCUCAGUUUUACAUAAAUUUUUAAUGUAUUAGAAUUAGGAAAUCAUUUACUAGCGAGUAAAAUUAUGCAUAAAUUUUAUAAAAUCAUGUAUAUCUGUGUUGAAAGGGUUGCCGAAAUUGAUACUUUUGCGCCUUUUUAUUUUUAUCAAAUUGUUUUAAAAUGUGUAACGCGCUUACACUUGAUCGUCAAAUGUAGAAAUUCGUAUAAAAAAAUAAAGAAAAAUUUAAUUUUUGUUAAUAAGAAUGUAAAUCGUCAAUUAUGUUACAAUUUAAUAAAAUGAUAUAUGAUGUAACAUGUGUAAAAGCUACACUGGCUAUCAAAAUUUUAUAGUCAUCAUUAGCACAAUAAUUUUGUGUAAAAUUCUAUAAUAAUUGACGAUUUUACAUAUAAAAAAUAAUACAACAUGAAUUUAAAAUUUCAUGUCAUGGCGCGUCGACAUUUUUGUAGCUUCAAAAAAUUCUAGCCAAUCAGAACGUUCGAUUCAUCAUUCGAUAUAUGCGAUAUUAGCCUUACAUUUAAUGUCUCUUUUCAACAGAGUCCUAUCUAUAAUUCAUUAUUUCAAAGGUUGAUGUUUUUCAAAUCCUUUGGCUACUGCAGAAUCAAAAAUUAUGUCAAGAAAAAACAUAAUAUAUCAUACAUUAAACCGGACGAGCCGAAAUUUUUACGAGAGUUAAAAGAACAAAUCGGAUAUAAAGAAGGUCCCAAUGUCGAUACGAAAAGGGAAAUACUACCAGAAAUCUCUGACGAUGAAAAGGAAGAGUUAGCCGAGGAGAAGCCUGUUGUUGUUGUAUUGAACUCUGGUGAUUUAACAGCGGAAGAAGCAGAUGCCUUCCAAAAACAGAAAGAGAAAGAAGAAAAAAAUGCUCCAGCUGAUCUAUCUAAGAAGAUUAUCUUUCGUAAGACUAAAGCAGCAGAAACUGAGUUGGAUAAAUCGGAUACAGCUGCGACAGAUAAACCUGUGAGGAAGAAAGCAAAAAAGGACAAGCAAAAGAUUGUUUUAUCCUUUGAUGCUAAUGAUGAUGACGAUGAUAUUGGAUAACAUUCGAUAUGAAUUAAAUAUCAUAAAUGUAAGUAAAUUUUUUUGUAAAUAUAGUAAAUUAUUUAAUACAUAUUUUAUACAUUAAGGUUAUAUAUGAGAAACUAAUCAUAAGAGAAAUGAUUACUUUCGAUUUGUGAGAGAAUGAAUUUAUUGUCAAAACUUGGAGAUGUGACUCUCCUUGAAGUUUACAAAGAUGGCACAAAUGUAUAUUACAUCAAGAGCAAAGGCAAUAAGUGAAUUACUAUUUUUUACAAUAAAUAUGCGAUGUGUCUGAAAGUUUAAAAUGAUAUCCUUGACUAAUAAAAUAAGAAAAAUUA